Messenger RNA from Perkinsus marinus ATCC 50983, 465 nucleotides. RefSeq lists its product as hypothetical. The record is from RefSeq and is a predicted model, not a curated record. Lineage: Eukaryota; Perkinsozoa; Perkinsida; Perkinsidae. Bases 1 to 465 code for a protein of 154 amino acids. The transcript is spliced from 3 exons.
AUGGGGUGCACCAGUAGCAAACAGGAGAUUGACCAUCCGGCCACAACAUCAUCGACGCUAUCUCGUCCUCCAACUAGGACGCCCUACACCCCUCGUAAGGGUGCCCCUCUUGAUGCCACUGGUGCUGUUAGUGCUUCGACCACUGCAUCUGGCAGGGACCAGCCACAGGAAGUCGAAAAGUCAUCGGCGUCGUCAACUCCUCCUACCACAGAAGAGUCCUCUACCAAGCGUAGGGAGAGGGAUGAGUUUGAUUUUAGUAGCGGCGAUGAAGAUACUGUUAGAAGAGCCCCCCGGCCCAAGCGUAAAGGUGACGGACUCAUACCGCCUUGGGAUGAAGUGGCCGAGCGACAGAGGGCCUUGGAGGAUCGACAGAGAAUAAGAAGGGAAAGGGAGAUGCUACGAAUGCAGCAACAGCAACAGCAGAUGGAAGGUGGUCAGAAUGAUGAUGUCGACGAUUCGAUAUGA